Molecule: messenger RNA, 3249 nt
Organism: Hydractinia symbiolongicarpus
Lineage: Eukaryota; Metazoa; Cnidaria; Hydrozoa; Anthoathecata; Hydractiniidae
Product: alpha-adducin-like
Exons: 9
Coding region: 119-1906 (595 amino acids)
Cellular component (GO): postsynaptic density; plasma membrane; cytoskeleton
Molecular function (GO): actin filament binding
Source: RefSeq, a predicted model, not a curated record
CUCCAUCGCUGAUAGAGAAACAUUUAAAAAAACUCGCGGAUAAAGUUAGGCAAGGUGUGUCUAGGAAAAACAUACAAUCAUACAUUGAAAUUGGGUUAAAAUAUCCACAUUUGGUAUAAUGAAUGCCAAUGAUGUCAUUGCAGAUGUGAAAGCUAAAAUGACAGAGCGUAAAAUUAGACGAUACUCUGAGCCUGGAGGAAGAGGAGUAAGAAGACCGGAAGAAAUUUUACGAGAUGUUCGGGGUUUAAAACUGAGACAAAGAGUAUCGUUGGUUUUAGCUGAUGAAAUUUUACGAGAAGAACUUGAAGGAACCAUAAAAAACAGUACAGUAAAUGGUGUUACUAGAGCUGAUACAAUACGUACAUUUCAAGACUUUCUACUGCCAGCAUUUCAACCUAGUUUAGUGUCAGUGGGAAAGGGAUAUGGAGGACCAUCAACAACAGUUUUGCCAGUUAACGAUAUUCGUGGAGAAAGUACCCUAGAUUUCAGUAAAUCUGAAAGAAUCUUAAGAUGUAAACUGGCGGCAGUUUAUCGACUUGUCGACAUUAUGGGCUGGUCAGAGGCAAUUUUUAAUCAUAUAUCAGUCCGUUCUUCACCUGACCAAAACGAAUUUUUACUGAAUCCAUUUGGCUUGUUGUUCAGUGAAGUUACAGCAUCAUCUCUGGUGAAAUGUGAUAACCAAGGUAACAUCAUUGAUGGGGGAAGUACCUCCUUAGGAAUCAACAAAGCUGGCUUCAUUCUGCACUCAACAAUACAUGAAGCUAGGCCAGAUAUAAACUGUGUCAUUCAUAUUCACACACCUGAUGUGGUUGCUGUUGCAUCUAUGAAAUGUGGUUUUCUGAGAAUAAGUCAGGAAUCUUUAGUUGUUGGAGAAGUAUCAUACCAUGAUUACUGGGGUAUACUUAUUGAUGAAGCAGAAAAGGAAAGUAUCAAAAAUGAUCUUGGUCCAACUAGUAUGGUGAUGUUUCUGCGGAACCAUGGAGUUGUUGUAUGUGGUAAAACAAUAGAAGAUACGUUUAUGCUUCUCGAUGAAGUCAUGACAGCUUGCGAAACACAGGUAAAAGCAGUAUCGAUUGGUUUGGACAACUUAAAUAUUAUCAGCGACGAAGCAUACAACCAAGUGCAAGUUAUAAUGCAAGCAGGUUGCAAAGAAGUCAUUAAAACACAGGAUGGCAAGCAAAGAAUGACAUUAGCAGAGUAUUAUUUUGAAGCAUACAUGCGAUGGUUAGAUUCUCAAGGCUACCGUACAGGUUAUGCGUACCACAUGCCUGAUGUAUUUGUGUCUGGCAAACCAUCCAAAAAGAUUCCGGAAUCUCGCAUACCUCCUCAGACAACUUCAGAUAGGGACCUACCAUACCAAGUUUACUAUGAUCACCAGAAGAAUAUUGAACGGCACAGGUCUAUGGGUCGUGGAAAUACUCAUCUUAAUCGAGUGAAGUGGUUGAACAAACCUGUCCAGGGAACACAAUACAUUAAAGAAGAGAAAGAGAAGAAAAUACCUGAAGACGAUGUCACUAAUAAUCUUCUGAAUGGACACAUUAAUGAAAGUGAAGAAAUAACCACUGAGGUGGUGCAAGACGACACGAAAAUAGUAACAAAAACGACAACGUCAGUAACGGAAACUAAAGUCGUUUUAGACGUCUCCACAACCGACGAAUCGAUCAUUGUUAAUGGUGACGAUAAGGUGUUUGAUGAACCUCCGGUAAAUGGAGUGGAGGAAAGCCCAGCCAAGUCCCCAGCUAGUCUGCACCCUCCAACAGAGGGAGAAUCAACACCAGAUUCAACUCUUGAAGAGGGAGAAAUUAAAUCUCCACAGAAAGUGAAGAAAUCUCGUAGUUUCAAGAAAGCGCUCAUGAAGAAAUUUAAAAAGGACGAGAAAAAAGAGGAGAAUGAAAAAGCAAAAUAGAUAUUAUCCAAACGAGAAGAUAUUAUCCAAACUAUAAUAGUAAUUAUAUUUUUGAUGGCGGUUCGCUAAAAUAAAAAGACGAACGCCUACUGCAUCAAGCGUGAAGCGUGAAGAUAACAUUUUUAAAUGAAAGCGCCUUGUUUUAGUAUAUUGUAACUAUAUAAAUGGUUUUAUGAGUUGUGUAUAGAGAUUUUAUUUUCACAUAUAAGUAUAAUAUACUGAGCAGACAUAUAAAAACAUCAAUAACGUAAAGAUAGAAUUUCUUAUUUGUUUGUGUGUGUAUAUAAAUACUUUCACGCUAUCAUCAAAGUAAGAAAACACAGACUGUGGCGUUUAAAUGCAGGUUUUUAAAUAAUCGUGUUAUAGUUACAGGGCAUUGGAAGAUUAGAGAAACGUUAGCUACCGAAUGUUAUCUUUUAGCAUGAUUAAUGUUCUAUAAAAAGUUAAUGCGUUUUUGUAUAUUUUUUGCUUCGUUAUGUUGAAGGCUAGGUAAGAUAAAGAAGAAAGAACAAACGUAAUGUUCUAUAUAUAUAUAUUUUGAUAAAAAGUUAUAUGAGAAGCUAAAUUAUUAACAUGCUUUAUUUUGUGUGCGUGUGAACAUGUGUAACUUUUAUCGCAUGUGUGAACGCGGUUUAAUUAUGUGAUUCGCACUGGGUUGUACAUUUCAUUAUUAUUACAUUUUAUUUUUAUCACUUUUUGCUCUCAGAUUUUUUUUCAGUUUUUUUUUCCUUCUUUAAUUUUUGAAAUCUUUUUUUUUUACUAAACUUUGCUGGGGGUAUUGAUUUAAAAUGACGUGAUGGUUUUUGGCCGUGUCAAAUUAAACAUAACUUCAAAAAUUCUUUAAAAAAGUUCAUUUUGGAAGUAUUUAUAAUGUUAUUUAUCACAUUUUAAUUUUUGUUUUCUUCUUUGAUGAUCCUUUAUAAUUCUUUUAUAUAGUGAUAUUUAUUUUAUCAGCUAGAAUAUUUUCAUUUGACAAACCAACUUCGUCCCCAGUGGUUCUUGCCUUUUUGACUUCAAGGUCAAGUAAGAACUAGCGGCUUUGACAUAGGCAACAAACCCUAGGGACGAACAUGUUGACAAACAGCUUAACCUAAAUAUAAAAGUCGAGUCGCAGAAUGAACAAAUUCGCGUUUUUUUCCCUUGUCUAUUAUUGUGUCGAGUUUUGGAGAAAAUGAAUCUUUGUAACGCGUGGGAUUUUUGGAGAUCUAGAAAAUAUCUUAAUUGUUAAACACAGUAUUAUUAGAAGAUCUGUUUUGAGCAUAUGGAAAUUGGGUAUUCAAGAUAAACAGAUGAACUAAAAACAUUUUUUUUAACUAUUGAUUUAAUAUAAAUACAUUUUAACA